Symbiodinium necroappetens is the source of this 1614-nucleotide messenger RNA. Lineage: Eukaryota; Dinophyceae; Suessiales; Symbiodiniaceae. The record is from the annotation of a GenBank genome assembly.
AUGUCUUGCCGCCAUCUCAUGCCAGGCUUCUGGGCGGUUGCUUUUCGUCAGCGGCCCGUUGAAAGCGAGUUGAGGUCUGAUGCCGGCUCUCUCCGCCGUCGCUUGACUAGCGUGGAUCUGACAAUGAUAGGAAUCGGUUCCAGCAUUGGUUCAGGCAUCUUCGUGAUUACCGGCGUUGCUGCAAAAUCCACAGGGCCUGCAGUGUGCUUUUCGUUCCUCAUCGCUGCAGUCAGUUGCAUCUUCAGUGCCUUGUGUUAUGCAGAGCUGGCUGCACGCAUACCUGUGUCGGGCUCUGUUUACCUCUAUGCGUACGUUGCGUUUGGUGAGUUCUUGGCCGUGCUCUUUGGUUUGAAUGUGCUGGUCGAUUACCAUGUUGGUGCGGCGAUCAGCGUGUCUUCUUGUGCUUCUUACCUUCGCAAGACGCUUCUGCUGAUGUUCCCGGCCAUGUGGCUGCCAGACACACAGGUGCUUUCACUUGUUCUGGUGGCGGUCCUGACAGGCAUCUUAUCGGUUGGCGUAGAAAGCGGGUUGAAGCGGGUGAAUGGCUUGCUGGUGUUUAGUAAGAUGGUCAUUGUGUUGCUGAUCAUCGGCAUUGGCUCGACCAAGGUGCGAGCAGACAAUCUGAGCCCGUUCUUCCCGUGUGGGUUCGGGCCGGUGGCCAGCAUGUCUGCGACAUGCUCAUUCUCCUUCAUAGGAUUUGGAACUGUAACAAAUGCUGCCGAAGAGUGCCAAAAUCCUCAGCGAGAUCUUCCGAUUGGCAUUACAGCUUCCCUGCUCAUCUGUGCGAUCCUGUACAUCUUCUUCUCGCUAGUGCUGGUGGGCAUCAUUCCUUACACAGAAAUAGAUGAGGCGGCGCCGGUGGAAGCAGCCUUCAGCCCACAGUAUGCCAACAUCCCUUGGGUGUCCAUGCUUGUCAACUGGGGCGCAGUCAUCGGCUUGUUCACAACACUGGUGACGGGAUUGUAUUCACAGGCUCGCAUGUAUCUUGCUAUGGCACGAGAUGGUCUUUUCUUCUCGCCUUUCGGUCGAGUGUCGACUCUUGGGACCCCUAUCAAUUCUCAAGUCCUCUGUGGAGUCAUAGCAGCACUGCUGGCAGUGUUCCUCCCCGUGGAAAGACUGGUCCUUUUCCUAAACAUCGGCGUGUUGUUCUCGUAUACAAUCGUUUGUGCUGGGGUACUCGUGCUUCGCGCGGAUGCCCCGGAGAAAGCCGCCCGGUGGGCCGCUAUGAUGACCUGCGCCGCUAUUGUGGCAUCUGCGAGCUCCACCUUCAUUUCGCAGAGUCGGUGGGCUCUCAUCAGCACCUCCGUCUUCGCAAGCGCAGUGGCUUUGUGUUGGAUUCCGUUUUUCCAGCGGAGCUAUUCCAGACCAGAAACAUUUGCUUGUCCUGGCUGCCCUUGGGUGCCUCUGCUUGGACUGACAAUCAACGGCUACAUGCUUUCGCAGUGCCACUGGCAAGCGUGGCUUCGGCUACUUGCCACGACUUUCCUGAUCCUGGCAGCCUACCUGUUCCGAGUCCGAGCAUUGUAUUCAGGAGGCAGCGACAGCCGCGAGUUGACUGUAUCGCUGCCCACGGUUAAUGAUGACGGUGAUUGCAUCGAUACUACUGCUCGAUGA